GCGAAAAGUAAAAGUGAUAUAAACAAAUAAAAUUUGAAAAUACGUUCUUACUGAUUUAAGUAAUUCUUAAAAGAAAUUGUAAAAUAAUUAUGGCUAAUGUAGUACUAAGCGAAGCAGAAAAAGCAUUUAUUCUUCAUGGAGUAGAGGACGAAUUAAGACUUGAUGGUAGAUCGUGCAAGGAUUAUCGACCUAUGGAACUAGAAACUGAUAUUGUAAGUCAUGCAAGUGGAUCAGCACGUCUGCGUUUAGCAAACACCGAUGUGUUAGCAGCAGUGAAAACCGAAAUAGAUACACCUAAUUCAGAAACCCCAAACUGUGGGAAAAUAGAGUUUUUUGUUGACUGCUCAGCUAAUGCCACACCUGCUUUUGAAGGUCGCGGCGGUGAAGAACUUGCAGUUGAGCUUGCUGAUACAUUAGCUAAAGCUUAUGAAUCUACUUCGGCUUUUGAUUUAACUACCUUAUGUAUAUUGACCGGUCAGCAAUGUUGGAAACUUUAUGUUGAUGUUUUGAUUUUAGAAUGUGGUGGAAAUUUGUUUGAUGCAGUAUCCCUAGCAGUUAAGUCUGCUUUAUACAAUACAAAAAUUCCAAAAGUUACAGCCGCUUUAAUGGAUGGAGGUUCAUGUGAUCUAAAAUUGUCUGAUGAUCCGUAUGAUUGCACAAGGAUAAAUACAGAACACAUACCAAUUUUCGUAACUAUUUGCAAAAUAGGAGAUGCUUGUGUUAUUGAUCCAUCAGCUGAGGAAACAGAAUGUAGUUCAGUUAGCGUUGUAAUUUCAGUAUCACAAAGGGAUGGAAAAAGUUUUAUAACAUGUACACAUAUGGUCGGUAUUGGUUCUUUGCAUCCAGAAACAUUGUUAAAAUGUAUUGAGAUGGGAAUAAGUGUUUCAAAAUGUUUAGAUAAAACUUUGAUGAAAACAUUGAAAAUGGAAGAAAAUAGGGCAGAGCUAAAUGGAAAAAGAGAAAUAGCAGGUUUUCUUAAGUAAUUAAUAUUUUUGUCGAUAAAGAAGCUUUAUUUGCAAAGUAUUAAUAAAUUACAUACUUUGUAAGGAAAAUUCGAAUAAAUUUUAUUUCAUAGAUCGGCUAAAUAAAGCCCUAUGUUUAAAACCUUAUUGUGUGUAUUUUGGUUAAUCCUAAUUCUAAAAAUCAAA
This is a messenger RNA of Condylostylus longicornis, 1148 nucleotides long. It is a transcript of the gene Rrp42, whose product is annotated as exosome complex component RRP42. NCBI's taxonomy places the organism in Eukaryota, Metazoa, Arthropoda, Insecta, Diptera, Dolichopodidae. Gene Ontology annotation, cellular component: cytoplasmic exosome (RNase complex); nuclear exosome (RNase complex). The coding region runs from base 90 to 983 and encodes 297 amino acids. The record is from RefSeq and is a predicted model, not a curated record. The transcript has 4 exons. Gene Ontology annotation, biological process: exonucleolytic trimming to generate mature 3'-end of 5.8S rRNA from tricistronic rRNA transcript (SSU-rRNA, 5.8S rRNA, LSU-rRNA); nuclear polyadenylation-dependent mRNA catabolic process; U1 snRNA 3'-end processing.